AUGUGCGAAGUUCAGUUCUCACGAGAGAAUGUUUCGUUGGCUCAUCAUUUGCUUGAGGUCGGUAAGCAAAUCCUCAAGAAAAUUCCUGAUCCAUUGUUUGAUGGACUUGCUGUGAUCGAUUAUGAGCACUGGCGACCUCUUUUCGAAAUGAACUGGGACAAAAAGAAAGUUUACCAGGAGCAAUCUGUGAAGCACAUACGAAAUAGAAACCAUCGCAUCCCGGAAACAAUAGCAAAAGUUCUAGCCCGAUGGGAGUUCGACGAAGCCGCACAAAAAUUCUUCGAGGAAACUAUAAAAUUAGCACGUCAACUUCGCCCAAGAGCGCUUUGGGGCUAUUACCAUUAUCCGUUUUGUAACGCAAAAGGCAACCACAGUAAGUACACCUGCAGCCGGGACGCAAUGGGAUAUAACGACAAGUUGGCUUUUAUAUAUAAAGCCAGUGAUGCACUUUUUCCUUCUAUCUACUUGAACGGCCAGAAAUCCGCAGGAGACGCUUUUCGCUAUGUUCAGGCUGUGCUCACGGAAACGGAACGCAUUGCCAAAACGCAAAAACCUCCGUUGAAAUUCUACACGUACACAAAAUUUGAAUAUGAUCCCUACGACAGCCCCAAGUGGUUCUACAACGAGGCGCGUUCUUUUCACAGACAGACCCCACCAGACCUCAAAACAGUCGAAACUUAG
Ostertagia ostertagi is the source of this 681-nucleotide messenger RNA. Lineage: Eukaryota; Metazoa; Nematoda; Chromadorea; Rhabditida; Trichostrongylidae. The record is from the annotation of a GenBank genome assembly.